Molecule: messenger RNA, 1217 nt
Organism: Cloeon dipterum
Lineage: Eukaryota; Metazoa; Arthropoda; Insecta; Ephemeroptera; Baetidae
Gene: vih
Product: ubiquitin conjugating enzyme vih
Exons: 6
Coding region: 91-630 (179 amino acids)
Source: RefSeq, a predicted model, not a curated record
CCGGGACGCUGAUGACUUGUGGCUCGACAUUUUCAAACCUUUAGCGACUGUUGAGGAACACCGACCUGUGUCGACCGGCUAAAUCGUAAAAUGUCCCAAAACGUGAAUCCCACCCACUCCAGGAUGUCCGAACAAGCCACUAGCAGUCCGAAGAACAGCGAAGGUGUAUUACAACCAUCAAAGGACAACCAUGCUGUGACUAAGAGGCUCCAAAAGGAAUUGAUGGUGUUGAUGAUGGGAGCAGAAAAAGGAAUCUCAGCGUUUCCAGAGGGCGACAAUUUAUUCAAGUGGGUCGGAACUAUCCACGGGCCGGAAGGAACGGUGUACGAAGGGCAGACGUAUAAGUUGUCAAUGGAGUUCACCAACAGCUAUCCCUAUCAAGCCCCUGUUGUAAAAUUCGUGACGAAAUGCUACCACCCCAACGUGGACAUUGCCAACGGCGUCAUCUGCCUCGACAUACUCAAAGAGAAAUGGUCUGCCUUAUACGAUGUUAGAACUAUCCUGAUCUCCAUCCAAUCUCUUUUGGGAGAGCCUAACAAUGAAAGUCCGUUGAACGUGGCUGCUGCAGAAUCGUGGAGCAACCAGGAGAAGUUCAAAGAGGAACUUCUCAAACACUACAAUGAAAUCUAAUUGGCCAUCCCACAAAUCGCUGCUCUCGAACGCAGGACGUCUGAAACAAUUAUGUAAAUACAAAGUUUUAAAAUGCCUCCUUCCAAGCUUCCUUCGAAUAAAUGAUAUCUGCGUGAUGAGUGCGUGUGCUAUUGCCUUAUGCUGGACAAUCGCUUAUUUUUAUAAAAUGUCUAUCCUCCAAAUCGUCCUGGUGCUGGUUAAAUUAGCUUAGCUCAACAACAAAACUCAAUUUUCCUUGUCGCGAAAAAGGGCAACAAUAAUUUCAACAAUAAUUAAAAUUUGAGUGUUUGUUGAGCUGUUCGCAAUUUUACCAGCACCAGGACAAAAUUCUCCAAGUCGCGGUAAAAUUGCGCAACAAAAACAAACGCCCAAAUUUUCAUUGUUGUCCUUUACUAGCAACAAAGAAAUUCGCGUUUGGUUGUUGAAAGUUUCGCAAUUUUUCUGCUGCCAGGAUGAAAUGUAACAUUACAAUAAUGUGAAACUGACCAAAGAACAUUUUAUGUUCAUCAACUCCGUGGAAAUUGCAAUAAAAACGAGUUUGUAUGUACUAAUUGGGUUUAAAAUAUACCGUGAGCUAAAUGCAGAAA